Nicrophorus vespilloides is the source of this 2182-nucleotide messenger RNA. RefSeq names its product transferrin. Gene Ontology annotation, biological process: iron ion transport. NCBI's taxonomy places the organism in Eukaryota, Metazoa, Arthropoda, Insecta, Coleoptera, Silphidae. The transcript is spliced from 7 exons. Bases 80 to 2152 code for a protein of 690 amino acids. The record is from RefSeq and is a predicted model, not a curated record. Gene Ontology annotation, cellular component: recycling endosome; extracellular region; early endosome.
CCGGCCGUGAGCAAAACGCCGGCAACAUUCGCAGUUCGGUGUUUGGGGAAUAAGAAAUCUGCAAAUCCUGCGACGAGACAUGAAGAUUUUCCUUUUUCUGGCCUUGGCCAUCUGCGCCGCCAACGCCCGUUUGGUUAGGCGAAGCGCUAAUGCCGAAUUCAAGAUGUGUGUUCCUGAAAUAAUGAUGGAUGAUUGCAAAGAGAUGAUUCAACAGAAAACUAAAGCCACCGCUAAGAUCGUUUGCAUCCCAGCUAGAGACAGAAUUGAAUGCAUCGAGAAGAUCAAGGAACAUGUAGCUGAUUUCGGUAUGGUGGAUCCUGAAGACAUGUACGUUGCCGCUAAACUUCCAGACAGCGAUUUUCAGGUUUUCGAAGAAAUCCGCACCAUCGAAGAACCUGAAGCCGAGUUCAGGUAUGAAGGUGUCGCUGUCGUGCACAAAGAUUUGGAGAUCAACAGCGUUCAAGGCUUGAAAGGUUUAAGAUCUUGUCAUACCGGAGUGGGCAGAAAUGUGGGAUACAAAAUCCCCUUGACCAAGUUGAAGAACAUGGGCAUUAUUGGUAAUUUAGCCGAACCCACUUUAUCGCCACGCGAAAACGAACUAGAAGCCUUCUCCAAGCUCUUCUCUAAGGCUUGCAUCGUCGGAAAAUGGUCCCCUGAUGCAGACAUUGACUCCAAAAUGAAGAAACGCUUCAGCAAUUUGUGCGAGCUUUGCGAGCACCCAGACAAAUGCGACUACCCAGAUAACUUCUCCGGUUACGAUGGUGCUUUGAGAUGCUUGGCCCAUAACAACGGUCAAAUCGCCUGGACCAAGGUCAUCUACGUCCGCAAGUUCUUCGGUCUUCCUGUUGGAAUAACUCCUGGUCAACCCAGCGCCGAGAACCCAGACAAUUUCGCUUACUUCUGCCCAGAUGGUUCCAAGGUACCAAUCACCGGAACUCCAUGCAGAUGGGCCGCUCGCCCAUGGCAAGGAUACAUGGCCAACGCCGCCGUUGUUAAGAACAUCGACGAGUUGCGCAGGAAGAUCGAGAAUUUGAACGACGAAGGAUCCAAAUCCCAUGCCGAAUGGUUAGAAAAAGUUUUGGAAAUCAGCGACAAGAACGUACCCAAAGAAACUAAACUGAUCGAAGCUCAGAACUACUUGGACAAAGCCAAUUACACUGAUGUAAUUGAACGCGAAUACGGACCACCCUACAAAACGAUCAGAUUCUGCGUAAGCUCCAAUGACGGUUUGGAGAAAUGCAAGGGAUUGAGCAAGGCCGCCUUCAGCAGGAACAUCAGGCCAAGGUACGAAUGCGUUCUGGAGACGAACUGCAUGGAAGCUAUCCACAAGAAACGCGCCGACAUUGUCACCAUUCCAGCUGAUCAACUCAGCGUUGCUCUCUCCAAAUACGAACUUAAACCCAUCAUCGAAGAAAAUUACGGAGCUGAUGUCUACGCUGUAGCUGUUGUGAAGAAGGACUCAGCCAUCAAGAGCUUUGCCGAAUUGAAGGGAAAGAAGUCCUGCCACACCGGUGACAAAAUGGCCGGUUUCUACGCCGUUGUUAACAUCCUGAAACGUUUGGAUCUGUUGACCAAACCCGAAGAUUGUAGCGCCGGCAACGCUUUGGCCGAAUUCUUCGGUCAAGGAUGUUUGGCCAAAUCUCAAGGGGAAUUGGUUUUGAACGCUAAAGCUAAGGAAAGUCUCUGCGGCUUGUGCGAAGACAAGGAGGCUUGCUCCAUGGGAGACAACACUUGCUCCAGGGCUUUGCAGUGCUUGGACAGCGAAGGAGACGUCGCUUUCGUUAAGAGUUCAGUAUUCAGUCAUAUCUCUCCAGAGCAGAAGGCCAACUACGAAUUGCUUUGUCCAAAUGGUAAGAGGGCUCCUCUCACCGAUGCAAGCACCUGCAACUUGCUUCUGAAACCUUUGCCACCAAGCAUGGUUGUUACCACCAAGGAAAAGACCACGCAAGAAAUCGAAGAAAUUGAAAGCUGCGUUUUGUCCACCAGCCAAUUAUUCUUGAAACGACCAGAUUACUUCAGGCUGUUCGGCGAAUUCAACGGAAAAAUGAAUUUGCUCUUCUCCCGCACCGUAAAAUCUUUGAAAUCUAUUCACGAUUUCGAUGAGAACACCAUCAAGAAGACUUUGUCCGUCGUCCAAGAUUAUUGCCAUUAAGUUACUACUAAUUUUUAUCUGUAAUACAGA